Messenger RNA from Trematomus bernacchii (emerald rockcod), 2721 nucleotides. RefSeq names its product class E basic helix-loop-helix protein 40-like. Gene Ontology annotation, molecular function: RNA polymerase II cis-regulatory region sequence-specific DNA binding; DNA-binding transcription factor activity, RNA polymerase II-specific; protein dimerization activity. Lineage: Eukaryota; Metazoa; Chordata; Actinopteri; Perciformes; Nototheniidae. The transcript has 5 exons. The record is from RefSeq and is a predicted model, not a curated record. Gene Ontology annotation, biological process: regulation of transcription by RNA polymerase II; circadian regulation of gene expression; anterior/posterior pattern specification. Gene Ontology annotation, cellular component: nucleus. Bases 324 to 1598 code for a protein of 424 amino acids.
GGCGGAGCUGAGAGUCAGAGGGUUUAUUUAACUCGUCUCUCUUUCCUCCCUCACUUUCCCAACGCGCCACCAACAGGGUUACCUUCCUUCUGCGGCAGGACCACAGCGUGGACAUCGCAGGAACUAACUUGGACCCAUUUUCACAAGCAAAAUAACCUUUACAUGAAUACGAUUGGUAUAAGAAAUUAAUACAAACCUUGCACAUAUUAAAAGGCAUUUUAGUGCAUUUUCUCUUUUCCAACUUUUUUCAUCACGCACAAAUAAAUUCGUUUUUAUUUCUGAGUGCACUACCUCGACUUUACUGCGUAAUUGGAAUAACAAUAAUGGAGCGAAUUCCUAGCGCGCAACCUCCUCCUCUGUCCAAACACCAGGCUGAUCUGUCGGACAUGCAAGGGAUGGAUUUCCCGAUGUAUGUUUAUAAACCCAGGCGAGGAAUGAAGAGAGGAGAGGAGAGCAAGGAAACCUACAAGCUGCCUCACAGACUUAUUGAGAAGAAAAGGCGUGACCGGAUAAACGAGUGCAUCGCUCAGUUGAAAGAUUUAUUACCAGAGCACCUGAAACUCACGACUCUGGGCCAUCUGGAGAAAGCUGUGGUUUUAGAGCUUACACUGAAGCAUGUGAAAGCCCUCACCUCUCUUCUGGAGCAACAGCAGCAGAAGAUCCACGCUCUGCAGAACGGCAUGCAAAUUGAGCACCCGUCUAUCAACCAGGAGAAGUCAGAGGAGAUGUUCCGCUCUGGUUUCCACAUGUGUGCCAAGGAGAUGCUUCAGUUUCUUGGCAAUCAUGAGACGGAUGAAGACCUCACGCCAUCCCAUGUCAUCAAUCACCUUCACAAGGUAGCCGCAGAGGUGCUGCAAGGUCCGGCCCGACCCCGCACUCCUCUCAGCCCUCAACCCGAGGAGACCCCUGCAUACCACCAGCACCAACUGCACAAAGAGAUGCCCACCAGCUCACCCCCUAAACCCAGCGAGGGCUAUGGGAGGAACUGUGUGCCUGUCAUCCAGCGGGCGUACGCUCCAAUGAGCAGUGAGCAGAGUGGCAGCGAUACGGAUACAGACAGCGGCUAUGGGGGAGAGCUGGAGAAGAGGCCACAGGGACGGCCAGAUUCAUACGGUCAGGAGAGCCAGCUGAAGCGAGGCCUGGGCGGGACGCAGAGCUCCGGCAUAAAGCAGGAGGACGAGGAGCCGCAGCACAAACGACCCCGGGUGGAGUCGUCUGAGGAUGAGCUGCUCUCAGGUGGAGAAUCAUCCACAUCAUCGUCCUCUUGCAGUUACGGCAGUUACAUGAACGUGUCCCCUAACCGUCAGCCUCCUCCUCACCCCCUCUGCAUGCCUUUCUACCUCAUCCCCCCUUCUGCUGCAGCCUACCUGCCAAUGCUGGAGAAAUGCUGGUACCCCGGGGCUGUGCCCAUGCUCUACCCUGGCAUGGGAGGCUCUGCAUCGUCUAUGACAAGUGAAAGACCAUCUCCACCUCAGUUUGUGUUGUCUCAAAGGGGAGGUUCUCCAGCCCCAGCCAUAUCUCAGACCCCCAUGGACUCCCCUGCCCUCCUCCAGGCACUAAAGCAGGUACCACCAAUCAACCUGGAAACCAAAGACUGAGACAUAAGAAAAAACAGGAGUGAAGAGACGAUCCUGUUCUAGUAACUCGGAGCAGAAACGGCAGUAGGAAUGAGAACAUGACUGAUCCUUCCCAUAAUCCAUUCUCAUUCCUGUCCUCUGUUCCUCAGCCUGGAGGUCAAACGGCAAACUGGAUAAAUGAUCAGGAAGAGAUGGAGGAGAGGGCAACAUCCGUCCACACUUGGAGGAUGUAACGCUCUGUUUGAAUGUCAAAUGCUCAGUGGUAUUAAUCAGUGCAAAUGUAUCUCAUGAACUGGACCACACACACACACACUUGGAUGAAUGUAAAGAAAGAAAUGUUAGAUGCUGCUGUGAAAGUAAACGCUGAAGACACUGAUGCAUCACCCUUGUAGCUGUUGCAAUAGAGACACGCCAUCUUUGUACUUUAGAAAGUUUUGCACCAAAUGUUAGCAGUCAUUUUUCACCCCAUGGCCCUUUAGGUCAUCAUUAUCAUAAAUGAGAAUGCCCUUUAAACCAAACACUAUGAUGACUGGCCCCAUAAGAUAAUAAAAAAAGGGGUUUCUUCAAGUGUGCACCGAAGAGAGUACACCCAAUGAAUGGAUGAAGGAACGGGCCACCAUAUGACCACACUGAAUGAGAAGUCUUGUUUUUCAUUGACAGACCUUUUAGAUGGAUUUUCUGUAACUAUUGUUCAUAGACUUCUUGUACAUUUCUAUUUUUGAUACCUGUUGCUGCACUCUGUCCGCCGGAGAAACAGAGGGGGGGGCAGAGCGUGGACAAUUGUACGUUGUGUACUCAGAACUGUGUACAUACUGUAGCACUGUGCUGGACCUGGUCUGCAUACACAACAUCUGUUUCUGCUCAAGUCAAACCUGGUGUUUGUUCUUGCUUUUGCCUUUUACUUGUGAAAAGCUAAGAUGUUUAUUCUCUGUACUUUGUAUGAAUACUGGAUUCAAAAGGAGGAGGGCGGAGGAGAGAAAGUUGAAUGUAAACAUUUUACCAUAAGACUAGUUUUCUAUAGAAUGAGGUACUUGAAAUGUUAUACUUUGGGACCUACAUGAAAGAUGUUUGAUGUACAUAUUUUGUCUAUAAAUGUUGGUAUACAUUAUAUAAGUGUUUUAAUAAAGUAUUUUUUUUUCCCGUG